CAUGAUCAUCGGUCUUAGUCUUGUCUUGUCUACGCCGUCUUGUUACUCAACCCUUAUCCCCUUGGUCGGUUGAUCUCACGCCUUCUCGAAGCUUUAAUACUUGCUUCAUCCUCCAUCAAAAGCUUCUCGACACUCGACCAUCACUUCACGACUUCUAACAGUCAAAAUGGUUUCCACAAAGAGCCUGCUGCUUGCUGCCUUCACAACAAUAGCAUACGCUGCUCCCACAAAGGGUCCCUGCAAAUCCCUAACACCAACUCUUCCCAGCACAGGAGGCGAUGACCUCGUAGCCCCCUCCCCCACCGCCCGCCUCAAGAAAAUCGCCCUCGGCCACGGCAUCCAAAAUUACACCUGCAGCGCACCCGAUGCCACCCCCUCCGCCACCGGCGCUCUCGCCGUCCUCUACGACGUCACCACCCUCUACCCGGGCCUCUCCAAAACCGCUUUGUCCUCCAAUGCCUUCAACUCCCUCCCCCACCUCCUCCUCUGGGACCGCCCCGUGCCCCUAAACCGGCCCUCCAACUCCUCUUACUCAGCCGACACCACCGCUCCUUUCCCCGCGCACGACGACCUCAAGGGACUAGCCGACUACCCAUCCCUCAAGUACGCGGGGCACCACUUCUUCGAUUCGACUGGCACGCCAACGUUUGAUCUGGAUGCUUCCGGGAUGAGGGCCAGCGUGUUGAAGACGGGUGAUGUCAGCGCGCCUAAAGAUGCGGAUAAGGGCGUGUUGGAUACGGGGGCUGUGGCGUGGUUGAGGUUGACGGAUAGUAAGAAGGGGGAGAGUAAGGGAGUGAAUUUGGUGUACAGGGUUUUGACGGCGGGGGGCAAUUCGGAGGGGUGUGCUGUUGCGGGGACGGGAGUGCAGAGUGUGCCGUAUACGGCUUUUUAUUGGUUUUAUGAGGAGUAGAUGCUAUAUGGCAGGGUUGGUGGUGACGGGAAGGAAGAAGGGGAGGGGGAAGGGGACUUGAGCAAGUCAAAUCGGGUGCUAAUCUUUGGUUGUCGGUGAUGAAAACUUGGGGGAGUGGUCACGGUUCGGAGUUACGGUUUGUUGUCUUUUGGCUU
Messenger RNA from Neurospora tetraspora, 1065 nucleotides. RefSeq lists its product as uncharacterized. The transcript has 2 exons. Lineage: Eukaryota; Fungi; Ascomycota; Sordariomycetes; Sordariales; Sordariaceae. The record is from RefSeq and is a predicted model, not a curated record. Bases 167 to 910 code for a protein of 247 amino acids.